AUGACUGCGCUGACUAUGGUGACUCGCUCCCAGCAAUUCUACCCUGAUGAUAAGGAGAACCAGGAUAGCGAUGCCAGCUCCUCCGUCAGCGAGAUCUUCUCAGGCGGUGAAUCCGACAGCGACUCCAACAGCGACCUAGGUUAUGACAGCCAGGAUUCGGACGACGGAGAUGACGUUCCUGAUGAUUCCUCCGACGAUGGCCAGCUACCGCCAGAGUACUACUUGGCCCAAGCAGAGAGCCUGGACGUCUCUCAGCUUCGGCAGAAGCGGUACAGUGACAGCACCCAGGAAAGACUAGACGAGACUCGCAUGUACUGGAAUAGAUAUUGCCAGCACAUCGGCGCUAACGCAGUGCAGCAGUGGAAAAAUGUCUCAGACUCAGAUGAGACGGUCCGUUUCCUCUAUGCAUUUUUUGUCUGGCGGUGCGAUAUCCGUCGUGGCAAGAAUGGCCGACACUGCCCGGGUAUUCAAUACAAGAGCUCGCUCGAGUCGUUCUGGAAGUGGUGGCAUCUUGUUCUCAAACAAGAGACGGCGUCUGAGCUAAACAAAGAGACGAUUGUCAAGGUGCAAGAUGUGAUUGCCAUUAUCGCCGAAGAAAAAGGGCUAAGGCUCGACCGACGGCCGAAGAAGAACAUGUACAUCGAAGAUGUCGCCGAGUUUGCACGCGUCCUAUUGACUACUACUGAGAUGACAUUCGACUGUGGCUGGCAGCGCAUCCAACUUCUUUUCUACUGCCAGCUUGCUGCCAUCACGGCAAGCCGUCCAGGGGCGCUACUCCACUUAUGCUAUCGGGACAUAGGCCUGACACUGAUUCGAGAUCCGGAAGGUGGACGACCUCGACUAUUCAUUUUCUUGAAGCCUGACUUUACGAAGAAGUUUCUUGGAAAGAAGGCUGCGAAUGAGUUUAAGAUUCCUGAAAUCAUUUUUGAUCCAACACUGGUCCUUAGUCCGCACGUAUGCUUGCUUAGUAUGCUCUUUCACAUUAAAGGAUUCAAGACGGUUUCUACCACCGGACCGGUGCUGGAUUGCGCAGAGAAACUUUACAGCCUUGAAGUUCUGGAUGGUAAGGGACAGCAGGAGCUGAAACUGAAAGACGAAAUUCUGGACAAAUUUGUGUUUUGUCAGGUGGAACGGCAACCAACUGGAUAUCGAAUAGCCUUGGAGAAGAGACUUACGGAGUCCACUUUACGAUCCCGGAUGCGUCGAGCCGGCGAGAUCAUUGGCUUUGAUCAAGUCACUAGACCAUACCUCCUUCGAUACGCCGGUGCCAAAGAAUUUAACAAUAGUGAAGAGGUUACGGAUGCUCUUCAAAAUGUUAUUCUACAGCACUCAGAUAUCCGUACCUUUGUCCGACAUUAUGAAGUCGAUGUCGAUGUCGACGUGCAGGGUAUCAUUCGCAAAACGGGUUCUCAAACACCGUUGGUGCGAUUUGCUUGCUCUUUGAGUGCGUCGAUCGACCCUGAUCGACCAUAUAAGCUGUCUCACGAGGAAUCCAAAUCCCUCAAUGAGCUCCCUGUGGUUCGUGCGCGGCAGGAUACAGUAAACAAACGCAAGCGCAAAUGGGAGGACCACAAAGCCAAGUUAGAUCGCGCCAUGGCGGGAUGCCAAGCGGCCUUAGGCCACCUUGCUGAGGGAGAGCUGUUUGAGGUCCACCGUCAGCUGCGAGACAAGCUCGAGCGUUUUCAAGACCGGACGAUGGAAGCAAAGCGGAGAUAUAACAAAGCGGUCCGCGAACUGCGUAAUGAGAAGCAGCGCCAGCGGAACCGACGCACCCGGCUGAAUCUGGAGAAGUACAGGAACGAGCAACCGGUCAUCGACCUUGAGCGUCAACUGGCAGGGAAGCUGGUGGACACUAAGGUAAUGGGAGCUCUAGAGCACAAGGCCUCCCUGUCUUCACAGCAUCUGAUGGUGGUUGACACCAUCCUGACCAUGCCGGGUGCCACGCUUGAAGCGGAGUAUCAGCGUCGGAUCGACGCGAUUAAUGCGAUGACCGCGUUUUGCUCUGCGGAAGAGGGGCGGCCCACACCACGAGCAACUCAAUCUCGCCGCCUCUCUGCAUCUGAUGAUGACGAAUCUUGUCGUCCUGCCAAACGGCAACGGCACUCGGCGAUGGACGAUACCGAGAUUGUUCUGUACCAAGCGAUGGAAUCCGUGCGAGUCAGAUCUACAAAUGAGCAACUCGAGGGACUCGAAAGACCCAAGGCCAAACGCCCCACGAAAUGCUUUCUCUGUAUCGGAAAUCCUGAUCUCCCAUUAAAGGACCGGGUGAAGGACUACGCAACACCUGGAUCACUCACAAGGCAUUUUCGACGGAAGCAUGUAAAUCCCCCUUGGCCGGUUAAAGGGGUCGAGUGUAAUGUUUGUGGGAGUGAACUACUCCAACAGAAAAUUGAUCUUGUGAACCAUGCAGAGGCUGCCCAUGGCACAGUUGUGCGAGGUCGCGCUCAGGAAGGAUUAGCAUUGGAAUACCUACACAAAACUGGACUUGCGUCCGAUGGAUCCUAA
Molecule: messenger RNA, 2505 nt
Organism: Aspergillus pseudoviridinutans
Lineage: Eukaryota; Fungi; Ascomycota; Eurotiomycetes; Eurotiales; Aspergillaceae
Exons: 5
Coding region: 1-2505 (834 amino acids)
Source: RefSeq, a predicted model, not a curated record